Messenger RNA from Hydatigera taeniaeformis, 240 nucleotides. The record is from the annotation of a GenBank genome assembly. Lineage: Eukaryota; Metazoa; Platyhelminthes; Cestoda; Cyclophyllidea; Taeniidae.
CGCAAAGCGGCUGCACAGCGCAAUGGCAGUGGAGCCGCCCUUAGCGGAUCUCAGACGAUGGUUCAUAACGUGCGCUUGGAGGAGAUAAUAGAGGGAAUCUGUGUAGCCAUGCAUAUGCUUUCGAGGGAACCCGGCACUCGCCUUCAUCUUUCGAGAUUCAGGAGCAGAAAGUCUGGUAGUUGUAUUGUCAUUGCUGAUUCAACCGCUUACACUGUUCAAUCCCAUUUGAAACGCUCCUGA